AUGUGUGACAUUUCGGUUGCUAAAUGCAUAAUCAGUGAGCCUCGGAAUAUCAAUCAUAAGUAUUAUCAGUCAGGGGAUGUUAUAAUAGCUGACAUUUGUUCGCAGAGCUACGUGUUUCCCAACACUCUCUAUUUUGAAAGGCAUCCUUCUUCUGAAGACCUUUAUGAGCUCAUAUAUUUGACUCAGACCUACCAGCAUGUCCUGGCUUUUCUAUUUGCUGUGAAGGAGAUCAACGAAGAUACUCAGAUGUUGCGCAACAUCUCCUUGGGUUUCAGUAUUUAUAAUGACUACUUCAGUGGAAGCUUAACUUAUCUUGCUUCUCUGGAGCUCCUCUCCACAUGGGACCACUUCAUUCCAAACUAUAAAUGUGAUGCCCGAAGUACUAAUGUGGCUGUGAUUGGAGGACCCGACUCCGAGGCAUGUCUUUUAAUGGCCACCAUUCUGAGCAUCUAUAAGAUACCGCAGCUUGGAUAUGGUUCUUCUCCUAUGAUUAAUGAUCAAUCUGAACAAUUCCACAUCCAAUGGAUGUUCCCAAAUGUAAACCAGCAAUAUGUGGGGAUUCUCCAGUUGCUCAUGCUUUUUUCAUGGACCUGGAUUGGAGUCAUUUAUAUACAGGAUGACAGUAGCCACGGAUUCAUGCAGAAUGAACUUCCCAAGUUAUCUGCAGGAGGUAUCUGCUUUGACUUUAUCAAGCCAUUCCCAAAUGUGUACUUCAAAACGGGCAUUCAGAAAAUGAUAGAGGCCUGGUUUAAACUAUACCUCUUGAUCAGUGACAGCACAGCCAGUGUUGUGUUCCUACAUGGCAAAUUUCACACUACAAUCUUCUUGAGAAUGUUUCCCAGAAUUUUGGAACUUGAAAAUGUACAAAUGAAGAGGGCCAAAGUUUGGAUGCUGACCGCACAGAUGGAUUUCACUUCUCUUCCCUUUCAACAAUCUUGGGAUAUAGAUAUCCUUCAUGGUUCCUUGGCCUUUGCAACUCAGUCAAAAGAACUGGUGGGUUUCCAACAUUUUCUUCAGAUGAGAAACCCCAAUGUGGAGACCAGAGAUGGCUUUAUUAAGGAUUUUUGGGCACAGGCAUUUGAUUGUUCCUUUCCAACUUCCUUGGAAGAGGAGAAGGCUUGGAAUCAUUGCACUGGGGAAGAGAAGCUAGAAGCUCUUCCUAAAUCUGUUUUUGACAUGAGCAUAACUGCCCCUAGCUACAGUGUCUACAAUGCAGUUUAUGCUGUAGCCCACGCAUUGCGAUACAUGACUUCCUUAAAGUUCAAGCACAGAACUAUGUCUGGAAAAGGACAAAAGAAACUCCUGAAUCAACAGCUGUGGCAGGCUCAGCCUCUGUCAUUGUGCAAUGAACCCUGCCAUAAAGGUCACAGCAGGAGCAAGAAGGAAGGGAAGCCAUUUUGUUGUUACGAUUGCCUUCCAUGCCCAAGAGGAAAAGUUUCAGAUCAAAUAGAUGUGGAUUCUUGUUACCAGUGUCCAGAGGAUCACUAUGCCAGCCAAGCCCAGGAUCGCUGCAUUCUAAAAGAGAUCAGCUUCCUAUCUUUCCAAGAUCCUUUGGGAUUCAUUUUAGCCAUUGUUGCUGUUUUAUUUUCCUUCAUCACGGCUCUGGUUCUCACAAUCUUCAUUCACCACAAGGACACUCCUAUAGUCAAGGCCAACAACCGAGGCCUCAGCUACACCCUCCUGAUCUCCCUUCUGCUUUCCUUUCUCUGCCCUUUGCUUUUCAUUGGUCGGCCUCAGAGAGCAACUUGUCUCCUUCGCCAAACUGCUUUUGGCAUCAUUUUCUCUGUGGCGGUUUCUUGUAUGGUGGCCAAAACCCUCACUGUGGUCCUCGCUUUCAUGGCCACCAGGCCAGGUUCUAAAAUGAGGUCAUGGGUAGGAAACAGGCUAGCCAUCUUUAUGGUGUUUUCCUGCUCCUCCAUUCAAACCACUCUUUGUACAGUAUGGUUGCUGAGCUCUGCUCCUUUUCCAGAUCUUGACAUGCACUCUCUGCCUACAGAAAUGGUCCUGGAAUGCAAUGAAGGCUCCACUGCCAUGUUCUACGCUGUCCUGGGUUUCGUUGGCCUCUUGGCCGUGAUCAGCUUUACAGUGGCUUUCCUUGGCAGGAAUCUCCCAGACAGUUUCAACAAAGCCAAAUUUAUCACCCUCAGCAUGCUUCUCUUUUGCAGCGUCUGGAUCUCAUUUGUCCCAGCCUAUCAAAGCACCAAAGGGAAAUACACGGUGGCUGUGGAGAUCUUCUCCAUCUUAGCCUCAAGUGCUGGAUUACUGACCCUCAUUUUCUCCCCCAAAGUUUACAUCAUCUUGAUAAGACCUGAGCUGAAUAACAGGCAACAACUUAUGAGAAAAACUGUCAUAAAGUGA
Messenger RNA from Thamnophis elegans (Western terrestrial garter snake), 2358 nucleotides. Its product is annotated as vomeronasal type-2 receptor 26-like. Gene Ontology annotation, cellular component: membrane. The transcript is spliced from 5 exons. Gene Ontology annotation, biological process: G protein-coupled receptor signaling pathway. NCBI's taxonomy places the organism in Eukaryota, Metazoa, Chordata, Lepidosauria, Squamata, Natricidae. The record is from RefSeq and is a predicted model, not a curated record. Gene Ontology annotation, molecular function: G protein-coupled receptor activity. Bases 1 to 2358 code for a protein of 785 amino acids.